Messenger RNA from Carassius auratus (goldfish), 2123 nucleotides. Its product is annotated as gastrula zinc finger protein XlCGF8.2DB-like. Lineage: Eukaryota; Metazoa; Chordata; Actinopteri; Cypriniformes; Cyprinidae. Bases 119 to 1243 code for a protein of 374 amino acids. Gene Ontology annotation, biological process: regulation of transcription by RNA polymerase II. The record is from RefSeq and is a predicted model, not a curated record. Gene Ontology annotation, molecular function: DNA-binding transcription activator activity, RNA polymerase II-specific; RNA polymerase II cis-regulatory region sequence-specific DNA binding. Gene Ontology annotation, cellular component: nucleus. The transcript has 3 exons.
CCCGCCUUGCGGCGAUUAUGUCAUCACUAGCGCGCGACGCGCGCGUUCACAGUCAGCGUCGAGUCUUCUGAAGAGAGGAAUUCAUAUUCACUGAAGCUCCUUCCACAAACACUGCAGAAUGAAACACAGUGAAGAUACUGAAGAGCAAACAGAGUUGAUUGAAGAAAACAAUGAGAGCGAAAAAUUGAAUGAAGUUGAGGAGAAAAAUCAUGUGAAAAAUGGAGAAAAACUUUUGAGUUGCUCUCAAGCCAAACAGAAAGUUUUAAAGAAAAUAAGAGCCAAGAAAUCUUUCACCUGCACUCAGUGUGGAAAGAUUUUGACGAGCAAAAGAGGUCUUGAGCGUCACACGAGAGUUCAUACCGGAGAGAAACCAUACAAGUGUUCACACUGUGGCAAGAGAUUCAGUCAGUCUCGAGACCAGCAAACACAUGAGAGGAUUCACACUGGAGAAAAACCGUACACAUGCGAUCAGUGCGGGAAGAGUUUCACACAGAAAGUAAACCUCAAGAAGCACAUGAACAUCCACACUGGAGAAAAAUCAUCCAACUGUUCACAUUGUGGCAAGAGAUUCAGUCAGUCAGGAUACCUGAAAGCACAUGAGAGGAUCCACACUGGAGAGAAACCGUACACAUGUGAUCAGUGCGGCAAGAGUUUCACACAAAAAGUAAACCUUACGACACAUAUGAGAAUUCAUACUGGAGAAAAACCGUACAUUUGUGAUCUGUGUGGAAAGACAUUCACUCACCCUGCAAACCUUAAGGAUCACAUGAACAUCCACACUAGAGAGAAGCAGCACGCAUGUGAUCAGUGCGGCAAAACAUUUUUGAGAGCUCCUGACCUGAAGAAACACCUGCGAGUUCAUACGAAGGAGAAACCACAUUCAUGUUACUUGUGUGGAAAGAGUUUUUCGUUUCUACAAAAUUUAAAAGUACAUCUGAAAGUACAUACUGUCAUGAAAGAGUUUGUGUGCUGUGAGUGUGACAAGAGUUUUACUUCAGCUAAACAUUUGAAAAAGCACCAGAGGAUACACACUGGAGAAAAACCUUAUAAGUGUUCACAUGGUGAUGAAAGAUUCAGUGCUUCAGGAGAUCUGAAAACACACAUAAGUAUCCACACUGGAGAGAAACCGUAUCACUGCACUGAAUGUGGGAAACAUUUCAGUCGUUUAUCUGCUUUACACAGCCAUACAAAAAAACAUUCACAGGAAGUAGAUCAUCUUCAGAUCCAGCAAUUUCAGAUCUGAUGCUGCAUCUUUACCAAAAGUUACAAAAUAGUGCAAGCAAUAAAAUAUCAGCUGGAUAAAUCAUCAUCUUCGAGAUCAGCAGAUUAUACUGAUUCAGAUCAACUCAAAGAUGGAGUUCCUCCCCCAAGAACAAUGUCAAAGAUCAGUUUGCUUCAUGAUACAAAUUAUAUCAUAGUUUCAUAUGAUGAAGAAAAGUAGGUUUUUACAUACUGUUCUUGUUAAGGAAGCUGAAGAACAGGCUGCGAUACUUUUUUAAGAAUGACUGAGAUUUAUUUUGUAUUGUUCUUCAUUGUUGUUUUUAAAAUUAGCUUUUUUUAAAACUUAAGAUGUAUUUAGGAAAUGCAGAUGCAAGACACAGUGUCAUGUAGCUUUGUAAGUGAUCCUUCUUUGCUUAAAAAGAAUGAACACCUGAUCCCAGUACUAAACGAGCCCUGUGGCAAAAUUAUGAUUAUUAUGCUUUUUACACAUCAUUCUUGUUCAGGAAGCUGACGAGACUGUAGCAUUUCCAAAAAAGACUGGAUUUAAUUUUAAUUUUUUUGUUCACCGGUGUAUUUUUUUUAAAAUAACUUGUUAUUAGGAAAUGCAGGUACAAGAAAUACCGUUUUGUAUUUUAUUUCUCUGUGCUUCUCUUGUAAGUAGGAAUUAAUACCUGAACCCGCUAUUAAAUGGUUCCUAAGCAUAAAUUGCGAAAACCAGUAGUAUCGAUGAGCUCUAAUGUUAACUGUUCUGCUUUUGGUGCUGGGGGAAUUAAGAUAAUACACUUACACUUAUUACUACUUUAUGAAGAUAACUGUAACUUUGGAAUAUUCCCAUAUUAAAUUGUACAAGUUUAAUGAGAAAACAACAUAUGUCAGCAUAUUUAUUUCUGAAGUAUUCAUGU